Messenger RNA from Anopheles gambiae (African malaria mosquito), 2712 nucleotides. RefSeq lists its product as uncharacterized. Lineage: Eukaryota; Metazoa; Arthropoda; Insecta; Diptera; Culicidae. The transcript has 2 exons. The coding region runs from base 1354 to 2607 and encodes 417 amino acids. The record is from RefSeq and is a predicted model, not a curated record.
UUAGAUAAUCAGAUUCAUUCAUCCACUUUGAGGAUUCAUUCAAAAGGAUCAUCUGAAUUAGAGUUACCAAUCUCUAUUUACGACUUUUAGGGAAUAGUUUCAAAGAACAAUAAGACAAAUGAUAUUAUAGGAAAGCCUACAAGUAGUUUUGGACUGGAGGAGAUGGUAUAAUAGUCACCAAUGUGUAACUCAUAUCAUAUGACGAUUUUUGCAAGGUUCUACAUUCAAGGUCUUCUUGGGCAGGCGUUGGCAUAAUUUCCUUGAGUUUUCUAAUGAGUUUUCCAGGCAUUUUGAGUAAUCAUUGGAAUGAUAAUCCAUGCCUGAAGUUAACGAAUUGCAACCAACAUAUUGGAUCCUCAGUGAAUCUAAACAUAAUCUGUUGGCAGGCAAGUAGGUCAUCUUUGUUUGCUUUAGUGCUCAAUUUAAUUAUUGCUGCUUCGUGUAUUAGUAGAGUCUACGACUCACACGAUAGCGAUGUCGUUCGCAACUCAAAAAUGAUUCUACCUCGGCACAGCUCUUUUCUUGAAGCUCUACCAAGGCAAUUCUGAAGAGCAGCCAGUGCUAUUCGGUGACCGUUACGCUCGGUUUCAACAGCAGCUCUUGUCUUACACUGAACUCAUCUCUCAGAUCGUGGUCGGCCUACAUUUCCAGAUCAGGUUCCCAGAAAAAAAACAAAUCUAUUGCAGUGUCUUCUAUAGCUCAUUCCGACCUACCUCACACGAUAUAUUGUCUUGCAGUCGAUGCCCAGCAAUCUGAGUUCUGUUGGAAUUUCCCCAAACUUAUACCGGAUGCGCUUAUUUCUUGCCCCAUACACGCGAUUGCACGUGCAUACCUACGACUGUUAAGAUAUCAUUCAACACCUGCCGCAUACCGCUACACGUAUCUGAGCUUCAUGUUCUCCCUUUUUUUAAAACACAGCACUAUCCAGCGCUUUUUACCUUUUACCUAAUUGCACAAAAACAAAACAAAAAAGUGGAAAAUGGAGCAAACACCUUAUCCAAAACAAAAAAGCAUCGUGCGCACCAGUAAAGAGUUCAUGGUUAAGGGCGUAGGGCAGAUAGCCUCCGCAAAACCUUGACCAGCUAUCAUCGUUCCAGCCGCGCUAGGGUACUCGAAUGCUGCUGAUUUCGACGAAAGUGUGCAUUUGGAUGCGUCCGAAAACGUGCCGUGGAUUUCUAUCGCCCGCGAUGGUGCGGCUAUCUCACAUCCGUAUAUCCCCCGUUGGGUGGGUUCGUGCGUACGCUUAUAAAGCGCGUGCGGUCACUGGUGGCCACGGCUAUAAGGGUGGCCGACUGGCGGGAAAGCUGCCGAGUGUGUUGUGACCCGUUCCCGGACCCCGAUCCAGACGUAACGAUGCGUUCUAUUGGAGUUACGCUCAGCGCUGCUGGGUGCAGUGCCAUGCUGCUGUUGCUGGCAGUAGGCGGUACGCACUGUGGAACUGCCAGUGUCAGCUAUGCUGAACCCAACAAGAACGUCUGUUCCCCAUACGAAGUGCUGAAGUCAUCCGAGCCAUGCUGUGAGCCUACUUGUGAUGACGACUGUCUGCAUGCGAUCUGUCGCCGUGCACCGGAUGCCGCGUCCGUACCUACGUGCGUAUGUCGGCAGGGAUACGUGCGCCACGAUGGGUCCUGCAUAAGGAAGGAAUCGUGCCCUCCCCGAACCCCCGUAACCUACGAUUCGUACCGUCCGCAGAAGAACCCAUACUAUCACCGCCCUACACCACGUCCUAACUCGGUGCCAAAAUCUUGCGGUGCGAACGAACGGCUCACCCACUGUCGGCCAGCCUGCGAACCGACCUGCGAGAAGGACUGUGCCGGGGUGAAACACCCCCAGGUGUGCCACCCGGAACCGUGCUGCGUGUGCAAGGAGGGCUACGUACGCCACAACGGUCGCUGCAUCAAACGGUGCGACUGUCCGAAGCGACCGCCCUUCCUCUCCGGACGCCCCCUCUCGGGCGAGUACAUUGAUUUUGAGGUCGUCUCGCUCGAGGGUCUGAAAUCGGACGAAGACUUUGGCUACAAACCGAAGGCCGAGUUCCGCAUGCAGAAACCAUCACCACCACGGCUGCCGGCGUACGAGCACAAAAAGUCACUCGGUAUGGCACCGCUGUACCUGCGUACGCUCGGUAGCGCAUCAAACUCGGCCCAAGCGUCAUCCUACGAGCGCGCUGCCCAUACGACCGAACGACCAGCCCUCUAUCCACCGCUGUGCGCUUGCCAUGCGACGAAGAAAAUGCACCCAGCCACUCAUAUGCCGCCGGCCAUGCAGGACACUCGCUCGUACGAGAGCACCGAGGAAGACUCGGACAUUGUGCCGUACGCACCGCUACCGACCGUCGGAUCGUACCGGCAGUCGCAGCCGGCCAAGAGCCUUUUCCCACCACCGAGCACAUCGUCCGCAACCGUUGGACCGUACUAUAUGCCAAGGAAAACGAUUCCAGCACCACCGCCACAGGUACACCGAAGCGAUCUGAACGAACCACUGGAUCAUUUCUGCGGCUCCGGACAGCAAAGCUCGGCCGCACAGGAAGAGCAGCCGAAGAAGCACCCCACCAUUUGGCCACCGGUUAGCAAGCACUGUACGCGCUGUGGCUUCCGGCGCCAUUAGACGGUGCAGGUGCAAUCCAAAUCACCCUCACCCUCGUUGUAAACUAUCUUACUGCACAAUAAAUUAUUAUGUUCGCUUCAUUUUCAAAAAUAACUGUCCGUUUGA